ACACGGACCGGCCUUGCAGACACUGCGGUCUCUAGUCAGAGAACAGGCGGAACGGGUUUAGGACUGCAGGCAGCGGGCCAGUGACCGGACGUCUCCGGAGCGCAGAUGGGAAUGUUCUGCAGAAACCUGAUCUAUUACCUCUCUACACUACUCUCUGCCCACUGUAAUUAUUUUCAUUGAUUUUUUAACAUCAACUGAAAGUAAAAUUGGGUGUGAGAAUCGUUUGCGUCUGUCAUGCAGUGAGUUGAGGAAUAUCCUGUUAGGCCGUGUGCAACUACGUAAAAGCACAUGUGGCAACAAGUUGGUUAGAUUUGGGGUUAAGCCAAUCAGAGGCAGGCUAGGAGUGGGACAUAACUGAAUUUGUGAUUUCGCCUCGUAGGACGUCACAAUAAAUGUAUGUUGUCUGAUCAGCGGACAUUUACCUAUGGGCCGCUGACACCGCUAAUCAAAGGGAUCGUCUUUCCUUGAGUGGAGCAAAUUCUGGAACUUAUCCUUCGCUGUCAGUCGCCUGGGAACCCACUGAGGACCUCAGACAGACCACCCAGAGAGGAGGAUCCUGCAAGCUGCAUGAUGGGGCUCUGUGUGAACGCAGUGACAGUCGCGCUCUCGUGCGUGUUGUUUUAUCUUUCUGCGUGUGCAGAAACUCAAGGGCCCGUGGUGAAGGCGACGCUGGGGGCCCUGAGGGGCCGGUACGUCGGGGUCAAAGGUCAGGAGGCCGACGUCCAGGCCUUCAUGGGCGUCCCCUUCGCCAAGCCCCCUGUGGGCCCGCUGAGGUUCAGCGCCCCCCAGCCCGCGGACGGGUGGGAGGGCGUGAGGGAGGCCACCAAGGAGCCCAACAUGUGCCUUCAGAACAAAGAACUCCUGGAAGGCCUGAUGACGUUCCUCUCCAUGAAGGUGGAGCUCCCGGACGUGUCUGAGGACUGCCUCUACCUCAACGUCUUCGCUCCCUCGCACGCCGCCCCGGGCACCGACCUGCCGGUGAUGGUGUGGAUCCACGGUGGGGGCUUCACCAGCGGCGCGGCCACAGUCUAUGAGGGCUCGGCACUGGCGGCCAACCAGGACGUGGUGGUGGUCGUCCUCCAGUACCGCCUGGGGCUGCUGGGCUUCUUCAGCACCGGAGACGGGGCGGUCCCCGGGAACCUGGGCCUGCUGGACCAGGUGGAGGCGCUGCGCUGGGUCCAGCAGAACAUCCGGGCCUUCGGAGGAGACCCCGGCCUGGUCACCGUCUUCGGGGAGUCCGCGGGGGGCAACAGCGUCUCGCUGCUGACGAUCUCUCCGCUGUCCGCCGGGCUGUUCAAGCACGCCAUCGCACAGAGUGGCACCGCGGCGUUGAAAAACCUGGUGUCCGACCAAUCACCGCUAAUGACCCAGAUGGUAGCCAACGCAUUAGGCUGUGACGCCAGCCCUGAGAAGAUUACCAGAUGUUUGAAGAACAUGGAUACCAAUGCAUUACUGGCUCUAACGAAAGACCCGACGCUGGGGUUCCCGGUGACUGUGGAUGGAUUCUUCCUGACAGACAAAGUGAACAAAAUCUACCGGGACCACCAGGUCCCCCCGAUCCCCUUCAUGACGGGGCUCAACAGUGACGAGGGCGGCUGGCUGCUGCCUUCUAUGUUAUGCCCCCCGAACUGGACAGAGGGGAUGGACAGAGAGCAGACCAUGGCCAUACUGGGAGUGUUCCACCCGGAGCUCAAAGAUAAACCCAUACGGGACCUUAUGGAGGAGGAAUACUUAGGAACAACUGAGGAUCGGAAUGAAAUCCGAAAGGUUUUCACCAAGCUGCUGGGAGACAUGAUUUUCACCAUCCCAGCCAUCAUCACAGCCAAAGCCCACAGAGAUGCUGGGGCCCCAGUCUACCUGUACCAGUACCAUCAUGUCCCCCAGUUCCUCAAGGAGAAGCGGCCCAGCUUCGUGGGCGCCGACCACGGGGAUGAGAUGAUCCUGGUGUUGGGAUUCUGCUUCACCACCCAAACCCAGCUGACCGGUGCCUGCACAGCAGAGGAGCUGCAGCUGUCCAAACUGCUGAUGUCCUACUGGGGGAACUUCGCCCGCACAGGGAGUCCAGGCGGCCCCGGUCUGGUCCCCUGGCCCCAGUACGGGCCCCAGGAGAACUACCUGUCCAUCGACAUGAAGCAGGAGGUGCGGCAGCACCUGGCCAGCGACGUGUACACCUUCUUCACCAAAACCAUCCCGGAGAAGCUGAGCGCCGCCCAGAAGAAGAACGGCCAAUCGGAACACCCGGAGCUGUAGCCACGGGCAACGCGACCGCAUCACCAGGAAGUGGUGACCAUGCAUCUCGGGGAUUAAUGAUGUGCCUUAUUGAGCUGUUUAUGUUGAUUAUUGUGUUAUUGUGCACAUGGUUAACAUGGAUUCUUCAAAAGAACAGAAAAAUCACAAACGUCUCAGAGUUCAGAGAGAACACUAUGAAAAUCAAUUUAAAGAAGGGACAAAAUAAUCGAGUAGUGUGUGUUAUCUUGCGUUCAAAUGUACCUCUCCGUUCAAUAUGGUUCUGUGAGCCGGAUUGUUUUAUUUCUUGGACUGAAUGUUUGGAGUUAGAUCAGAGGACGUUUGAAUGAAUGAAUGAAUUAUCCGUAAGGUCUCGAGAAUGACUAAUAGGGGAUUCUAAUAAAAAAAGAUUUUAAGAAGGGGUCUUUGUGUUCAUUUGAUGAAACAGACAUUUGAAUACUGUAGUUGAUUAUAGUUCUUUGCACAUGGCUGAAAUGCCCACUGAUGGCGUCGGUCAGUUCAUGCUUCGAGGCGCAUGAUGGCUCCAAGAAUAUUUUGGGAUUCCAGACAAAAAAAUCACUAUGGCAACAAGAACGAUGCAUGUUCAGAGGUUUGAGUUCAGGAACUGAAGAAGAGCAACGUGAACACACAUCUACUGGACCAAUAGCAGGUUGGUCCUGAUUUAUUUCCAUUGUUUUAAAAUAUUUUUUUGGCCGAACAAUAUUACAAUAACA
Molecule: messenger RNA, 2960 nt
Organism: Gadus chalcogrammus (walleye pollock)
Lineage: Eukaryota; Metazoa; Chordata; Actinopteri; Gadiformes; Gadidae
Product: cocaine esterase-like
Exons: 13
Coding region: 568-2250 (560 amino acids)
Source: RefSeq, a predicted model, not a curated record